Molecule: messenger RNA, 522 nt
Organism: Lentinula edodes (shiitake mushroom)
Lineage: Eukaryota; Fungi; Basidiomycota; Agaricomycetes; Agaricales; Omphalotaceae
Exons: 3
Coding region: 1-522 (173 amino acids)
Source: RefSeq, a predicted model, not a curated record
AUGUUCAAGCAAGUCCGUCACGCCAUCCUUUUAUCCGCCCUCGCGGCUGCCGUUUCCGUCGUGCGAGCCCAAAGCACCGUAGCUCUUUCGUGGAACUCUACCUCGCCAUACGGACAAUCGAAUGGCGACUUCACCCUCGUAGAGGGAACCUAUGGCUACGCCAUGGCGUUCACUGCCGACAGCAGCAGUCCUCCCACUGCGACAUACUCUGAAGAAUUCGGAAGCCUUGUCCAGCAUUGUCCCGAGAUCGGCUACAUUGCUGCGCUCAUCCCCCAGUCUGGAGUUAUACCAGAAACUUAUGUCCUUGAGUGGGUCGACCCGACGACAACUCUUCCUGAAGGAUCAUCAACUGAUAGCCUUGUUCCCGCCUCCGGUGGAUUCGUCUCCACUCUGGGCACUGGGAUUUUCAAAGGAAUUGAGGUCGAUAACACCGGUGUGUUUGCUUGGGUCAACGAAACCUCUGCCCAAGACGGCGGCGUGCAAUACUGGAUUGUUACUACUCCCGAUUCCACCACUUGUUGA